UGCCGCUGCGCUGCCAUAUCUCACUCAUUGGACAUAAAUAAAAUUAUUAAUACACAUAAAAACCGCACAAAUAACAAAGAAUAUGGCCAAAAAUGUGAAGAAACUUACAUUGGCCGGCAAAUUAGCUAAACAGGGUGCCGUAAUACAGCCAACUACAACAAUGAAGAGGGAAACUAACAGUGUGCGGGAUAUUGAGGAUUUGGUCGGAGGAGGUGCAGCACCGUCCACUGGUCCACUAUAUUUUUCGCCCAUACAAACACGAAAACAGCGCUUGCUGAAUGGCGAGGCCAUUAGAAAAACAGCAGCCAAGGAGGAGGUUUUGGCUGCUUCUCGAGUGCCCCAAAAGAAAAAGCGUUCACUUGCAGAUAAUCAACAGAUUUCCUUGGAUUCUGGUGCUCAGGAGGCGCCUUCCAUACUGAACGAAGCUACAAUAAAGAAGGAAACUAAGCCAAGGAUUAAGAAAGAAGUUGAACCGAGAAAACCAAAGAAAGUAGAGGAACAGAUACAGAAGGAACGUAAACCAGAAACAAAAAUGGAAAUUGAUCCUAAGGUAAACCAAGACGUUGUGUCGCCCCAGUCAUUGUGGUAUCGUCAGUUGGAGAAUAUUCGUUCUAUGCGGAGUCUAAAUGCCGCCCCUGUGGACUCAAUGGGCUGUCAUCAAUGUGCCGACACAAGUGCUGAUGCGAAGACACAACGAUUCCAGAAAUUGGUGGCUCUGAUGCUUUCCAGUCAAACGAAAGAUCAAACCACCUACGAGGCCAUGAAUCGUCUCAAAGCGCGCACACUUACACCCGACAGCUUGAAGGACAUGCCAGUUGGUGAGCUGGAGACCCUUUUACAUCCCGUGUCCUUCUAUAAGAACAAAGCCAAGUACCUUAAACAAACCACACAGAUACUGAUCGACAAGUACGAUGCGGACAUACCGGACAAUGUCAAGGAGCUGAUAGCCCUGCCCGGCGUAGGACCCAAAAUGGCCCACAUCUGCAUGGCCGUUGCCUGGGACAAGCUGACGGGAAUUGGCGUCGAUGUUCAUGUGCAUCGCAUAUCCAACCGCUUGGGCUGGUUACCACGCCCCACCAAGGAGCCGGAGCAGACCCGUGUUGGUCUGGAGAGCUGGCUACCCUCGACGCUCUGGGCGGAGGUCAAUCAUUUGUUUGUGGGAUUCGGUCAAACUAUUUGUACACCACUGAAGCCAAAUUGUGGGCAAUGCUUGAACAAAGAUAUUUGUCCAGCAGCCAAAGUGGGGGCCACUCCCACAAAGAAAGGUGAUAGGUAGGAAGAAGACUUCAAGUCCACAACUACAAUGCCAAUUUAAUGUUUCCACAAAAGCAAAGCAUUUCAAAAAUUAAAUGCAAAUAAUUAAAAGUA
Drosophila obscura is the source of this 1368-nucleotide messenger RNA. It is a transcript of the gene Nthl1, whose product is annotated as endonuclease III-like protein 1. NCBI's taxonomy places the organism in Eukaryota, Metazoa, Arthropoda, Insecta, Diptera, Drosophilidae. Gene Ontology annotation, molecular function: DNA binding; oxidized pyrimidine nucleobase lesion DNA N-glycosylase activity; DNA-(apurinic or apyrimidinic site) endonuclease activity. Bases 83 to 1276 code for a protein of 397 amino acids. The record is from RefSeq and is a predicted model, not a curated record. Gene Ontology annotation, cellular component: nucleus. The transcript is spliced from 4 exons. Gene Ontology annotation, biological process: nucleotide-excision repair; base-excision repair, AP site formation; base-excision repair.